UGCCUCGCGCUGCGGACGCUGGGCUCCGCUCCUCUCGCAGCUGGGAGGAGUUGAGGCUGCGAGUUGGCGAACCUCACUCACCUGUCGGAACCUGGAUCCGGACAGGGAGCUGGGCCUGGCGGCCACUCGGCCCACCGCCUUCCCCGCGCCGGGACGCCACGGCCAGGGAGAAAGGUGUGGGGGCCGCUCCCCGAAACUCGAGAGGCCUGGGCUCCGCGCCCCAGCUCCCUGCUCACCUCUUUCGCCCCCAGGCGCCCUCGGCUUGGCGUGCCCCGAAGGCCAGCUCGGGCCGACGCCAGGGCAGCGGGUUCGAGAAGCUCCGCCUCCUCCCGCCUCUUAGGGCCACGGGGGCCCCCAGGAACUUUUCCAUUCGGUCUCAGGCGGCGAUCACUGCGGAGGUUUUCAGAACUUUGUAGGAAAGCGCCAGCCAAGGACGUCGGCCUCCAUCCCACGCCUUGCCUGCCACCUGCCUGGGACACACCCAGGCCGGGAGAUCCCGCUCCCCGCCGCCCCCGGCAGCGACGCCCCAACUUUUCACGAGCGGUCUGCGCUCCCUGUCACGCUCCUGUGCCAAGGGGCGCGCUGAUCUUCCGGGGGCCGGCAACGCUCUCUCCCUCGGCUCGCCCUCCUCCUCCCCCGGGCGAGCCCAGAUCUGCGGUGCACUUGAGCGUUCCCAGAGCUCCAAAUUGGCUCCCGCCCCGGAGCCGACCCUUCGAGGAGGGAUUGAGCCCUAGUGGUCCCGGCCUUUUACUCCGAAACUCGAGUCGGCCCCCAGUCUUUUCCCACCGACCUCGGGUGCCGUCGCGGACCGGCCGGGAGAGCGGCCGGCGGAGCGUCCGGGCCCUCGAAACGGCGUAGCCCGUCGGGGGCUGCGCGCACCAUGGCCGGCUGCUGCUGCCUGUCCGCCGAGGAGAAGGAGUCGCAGCGCAUCAGCGCCGAGAUCGAGCGGCAGCUUCGCCGGGACAAGAAGGACGCGCGCCGCGAGCUCAAGCUGCUGCUGCUGGGAACUGGAGAAAGUGGCAAAAGCACCUUUAUCAAGCAGAUGAGAAUCAUCCAUGGGUCUGGUUACAGCGACGAAGACAGAAAGGGGUUCACGAAGCUAGUUUAUCAAAACAUAUUCACCGCCAUGCAAGCCAUGAUCAGAGCCAUGGAUACCCUGAGGAUACAGUACGUGUGUGAACAGAAUAAGGAAAAUGCCGAGCUGAUCAGAGAAGUGGAUGUAGACAAGGUCUCUGCUCUCUCCAGGGACCAGGUGGAGGCCAUCAAGCAGCUCUGGCAGGACCCGGGAAUCCAGGAAUGUUACGACAGGAGGAGGGAAUUCCAGCUGUCAGACUCUGCCAGAUAUUACCUGACUGACAUUGACCGGAUCGCCAUGCCAUUGUUCGUGCCAACGCAGCAAGACGUGCUUCGUGUCCGAGUGCCCACAACCGGCAUCAUUGAGUACCCAUUUGAUUUGGAAAACAUCAUCUUUCGGAUGGUGGAUGUUGGUGGCCAACGAUCUGAAAGACGGAAAUGGAUUCACUGCUUUGAGAGUGUCACCUCCAUUAUUUUUUUGGUUGCUCUGAGUGAAUACGACCAGGUCCUGGCUGAGUGUGACAAUGAGAACCGCAUGGAAGAAAGCAAAGCCUUAUUUAAAACCAUCAUCACCUACCCCUGGUUUCUGAACUCAUCCGUGAUUUUGUUUUUAAACAAGAAGGAUCUUUUGGAAGAGAAAAUCAUGUACUCUCAUCUAAUUAGCUAUUUUCCAGAAUACACCGGACCAAAGCAAGAUGUCAAAGCUGCCAGAGACUUUAUCCUGAAGCUCUAUCAAGAUCAGAACCCCGACAAAGAGAAAGUCAUCUAUUCCCACUUCACAUGUGCUACAGACACAGAGAAUAUCCGCUUUGUGUUUGCUGCUGUGAAAGACACAAUUCUACAACUAAACCUGAGGGAAUUCAACCUAGUUUAAAAGCUUCUGCCCACUCCUCACCCAGGCCAGAAAACUGGAUUUGCAAGCUCCUCGUGUUUUUAUUUGUAAGUGCUUCUGACAUCACCCGGCCCAGCCCAGAGGUGGCACCAAGUCCAUCAUGCAUGCCACAGGGAUGGGGAUGGGUGAUGGAGCUUGUAAGAUAUUUGAGUUUAGCAAAACUUUUUCAAAGUCUUUAUUCCCAAAUUGUUUUUACAUUUCUUUUCUUGACUUUAGGCUGUAAGAUUUUUGUGUAAUUUUUGAAUUUGAUAUUUUAUAGAAUUUUUAAGAACCACUGUGAUUUACGAUUUUUUUUAAUUGAAGUGUGUGUAAGAAUAGCCAUUAAAAAAAUCACAUAACAGAGGACUCAAUUUAUAGGUCAUGCUUUGAGACCUCUAGGAUUAUCCUUUUUUAACUAAAUCUUGUAAUUGAGUAUUUUUCUCUCUUCAUGCUGAAGUAUGCCUUUAACAUGCAACCAGAGACUUUUUUUUAAAAACAGUUGGUUCUUCUUUGUGUUAACUUUCUAAGUCAAAUUAAUGACAGUAUCAGUACCUCUAAUUUAGUUUUGCCACAAUUUGAUCACUAUGGAACCAAAGUUGACAUAAGAAGAUAAAUGGGCUCUAGAUAGUAUAUAUGUUGUAUUGGUGAAAAAUGUGUGUGUGUGUGUGUGUGUGUGUGUGUGUGUGUAUAUAUAUAAAUUCCAGUGUAAAUGACCAGGUCUUGUAAACUUACGGAAUAAGUUUAAAAACCCAAUUUGUUUAACAAAUGUAAUGUAAGCCCUGCCAAAGGUCUGAUGGCCACCACAGAUUUGUUGUUUGAACCAUGUAUGCUGUGCCUUUCUGAGGCAGCUAAGAAUAUACCAUUUUUCCAUUAGCAUUGGAUUAUGUUGUGUUUCCUUGAGCUCAUGGUUGAUUGAUUGAUAGUUAUGCUCCUAAAAAGAAGAAUGCUUUAAUAGUUAAUAAGUAACUCAGAAACUUUCUAAAUGUCCUUAGAGGGGAGGAAAAAUAAUUUUCCCUCCACCCUUCUAGGUUCUUGGCUGAGACCUCACCCUUGUAAUACAAGAUUAACAGGAGAAAAGUAACAGAAGUCUAACACCAUUUAUACCUCCUGUAUACAUGGGAGCUACCCUGGAAAACUGAGGAGUUUAACUCCCCUGAAAUGGCCCAAGCCAUCACCUUAAAUACCUUUUUCAGCUAAAGACACAAGAAAGAUGGAGGAGGAGGGAAGGUCAGUUAUGGGAGGUUAACAGGUAAAGCACAGUAAAAAAGGGUAAGGUUGUUUUGCAGAAUUAAGUUGGGCACCUUCUCCAUUGAUAAAGAGUUUCUUGUCAUUUAGAGUUACCCUUCUCUUCUAGGUACAGAGAGGGAGACACGCUUAAAAUGGAGAGUUCCCUUAUAAAUGUAAAUUUCCCUUACAAUAGGUUUUCAGAGCUUUUCCUGUGUCUGUUGUUUCUUAAAAAUAAUCACCAAAAAGCACAUGAACCGAUGCUAAAUCAAAACUGCAAUGAGGUAUCACUUCACACCAGUCAGAAUGGCCAUCAUCAAAAAAUCUACAAACAAUAAAUGCUGGAGAGGGUGUAGAGAAAAGGGAACCGUCUUGCACUGUUGGUGAGACUGUAAAUUGGUAUAGCCACUACAGAGAACAGUAUGGAGAGUCCUUAGAAAACUAAAAAUAGUUACCAUAUGACCCAGCAAUCCCACUCCUGGGCAUAUAUCUAUCUGGAGAAAGCCAUAAUUCAAAAAGACACAUGCACCCCAAUGUUCAUGGCAGCACUAUUUACAAUAGCCAAGACAGGGAACCAACCUCAAUGUCCAUCGACAGAGGAAUGGAUAAAGAAGAUGUGGUACAUAUAUACAAUGGAAUAUUACUCAGCCAUUAAAAAGAAUGAAAUAAUGCCAUUUGCAGCAACAUGCAUGGACCUAGAGAUUGUCAUACUAAGUGAAGUAAGUCAGGAAGAGAAAGACAAAUAUAUGAUAUCACUUAUAUGUGGAAUCUAAAAAAAUGGUACAAAUGAACUUCUUUACAAAACAGAAAUAGAGUCACAGAUGUAGAAAACAAACAUGGUUACCGAGUUGGGGGGGAGGGAUUAAAUUGGGAGAUUGGCAUUGACACAUAUACAGUACUAUAUAUAAAAUAGAUAACUAAUAGGAACCUACUCUAUAGCACAGGGAACUCUACUCAAUACUCUGUAAUGACCUAUUUGGGAAAAGAAUCUAACUAACUAAACUAACUAACAAUAAUCAGCUCAAAGUAAUCCUUAUACUGAAGUGCAAAUUUUGGGGUGGCAUAUUCUGUUCCUCUUCAGUCCUGUCUUUGAAAGUUCAAUGAGGGACUUCCCUGGUGGUCCAGUGGGUAAGACUCCAUGCUCCCAGUGCAGGGGGUCCAGGUUCAAUUCCUGGUCAGGGAGCUAGAUCCCACGUGCAUGCCACAACUAUGAAGUCUAUAUACCACAACUAAGAAGCCCACAUGCCCUAACUAAAGAUCCUGCAUGCCACAACGAAGAUCCCCCAUGCUGCAACGUCCCAAUGCAGGGGGCCAAGGUUCAAUCCCUGGUCAGGGAACUAGAUCCCACAAUGCAUGCCACAACUAAGAAGGCCACAUGCCACAACAAAGACCCGGCACAGCCAAAGUAAA
This is a messenger RNA of Physeter macrocephalus (sperm whale), 4579 nucleotides long. RefSeq names its product G protein subunit alpha 14 (gene GNA14). The coding region runs from base 881 to 1948 and encodes 355 amino acids. Gene Ontology annotation, cellular component: heterotrimeric G-protein complex. The transcript is spliced from 7 exons. Gene Ontology annotation, molecular function: GTPase activity; G-protein beta/gamma-subunit complex binding; guanyl nucleotide binding. The record is from RefSeq and is a predicted model, not a curated record. NCBI's taxonomy places the organism in Eukaryota, Metazoa, Chordata, Mammalia, Artiodactyla, Physeteridae. Gene Ontology annotation, biological process: phospholipase C-activating dopamine receptor signaling pathway; action potential; adenylate cyclase-modulating G protein-coupled receptor signaling pathway.